This is a messenger RNA of Leptosia nina, 1425 nucleotides long. The record is from the annotation of a GenBank genome assembly. NCBI's taxonomy places the organism in Eukaryota, Metazoa, Arthropoda, Insecta, Lepidoptera, Pieridae.
AUGAAUGGAAUUAGAGCCAACGCAGACAAACAUGGACCAGAAGAACCCAAGGAGAAAUCAAAAGCGUCGAGCGUCAAAGAUAAGUUACUGUCAAUUCGUGCUAACAUAACAGUAGAACCGAUAAUUGCGUGUUAUAUCAUGUCCAAUGUGUUCUCCGGUCUUGCUGUCCAGAACCUGAAUUUGGAGAAGGCGUGCCGAGUCAAUUUGGGGUACAGUGACGAAGUAUGUUCAGCGCUGAAUCGGCGGCAGACGGAGAACUACACAGUGGAAGAAUCAGAGGUGCAGAAGUUGACAGCGUCUGUGCAGGCGUGGAAGAACAUCGUGCAAACCGCGUUCCCUUGUAUCCUGGUUCUCUUCGUCGGAUCUUGGAGUGAUAAAACUGGAAAGCGGAAAGCGUGCAUUCUCUUACCAAUUGUUGGUGAAGUCUUAUGUUGCACCUGCUUUAUUUUGAACACGUACUUCUUCUACGAGUUGCCGUUAGAGGUAACGGCUUUAUCUGAUCUGUUUCCAUCGCUCACCGGUGGUUGGAUAACAGUCUGCGUUGGAGUGUUUAGUUAUAUUGGUGAUGUGACAACCAAAGAGAUGAGGACAUUUAGAGUAGGAGUGGCCAAUUUGUGCAUGUCCCUCGGUAUACCUAUAGGGAUGUCACUGAGUGGAAUAUUGCUACAAAAAAUUGGAUACUACGGCAUCUUUCUGAUAUCCAAUAUGUUGUAUGUGACAAGUUUUAUUUAUGGUUAUGUCCGGCUUAAGGAUCCAGAUAUAUCACAGGAAAGACAGCGUGUUCAACCAGUGGGCUGUCGCGGUUGGAUUUGCUCGUUCUUCGACGUGAGUCACGUGCGGGAGACACUAACAGUGGCGUUUAGGAGUGGACCUCGCCGGCGCAGGUUACGGGUCUCCUUGCUCAUUGUUGUCGUGUGCGUUAUAUUUGGACCUUUACAUGGUGAAAUGAACGUACUGUAUCUCUUCAUGAGGUACCGUUUCAACUGGGAUGAGGUUCAGUUCAGCAUGUUUUGUACCUACAGCAUAAUCACCAACUUAGUUGGAACUCUAUUCUCCAUCAGCAUAUUCAGUGAUUUUUUAAAGCUGGACGAUUCCGUAGUGGGCAUUAUAUCCUGCACGAGCAAAAUUCUUGCGUCCUUUAUAUUUGCCUUCGCUACUACUACAACUGAAAUAUAUCUAGCGCCUCUGGUGGAAAUAUUCAACGGGACCUCUUUCAUUGCCAUGAGAUCAAUUGCAUCUAAGCUCGUGACCAGCGAAGAAUUGGGUAAGGUGAAUUCUCUCUUUGGACUGGCUGAAGCCAUGAUGCCUCUGGUAUACGGUCCUCUGUAUUCACGAGUGUAUAUGGCAACACUGACAGUUCUGCCUGGAGCAGUCUUCUUACUGGGAGCAGCGAUGACGGUACCAGCUGUGGCUAUAUUUGGGUAA